AUGGCGGAGGAAAUCCGCCCUCCGAAUCCGAGGCAUAACUCAGAUUGUUCUGAAGUGGACCACGAAGAGCUCUUCGAAAUCAGCCGUGUGCGGAACAUGUAUGUUCUGCGUAACACGAAGACGAAUGAGGUGCAUGCUAGUCCAGAGAGACUGAAACUGCAUUUUCGGAAUGGGCGUGCAUUCAUGAGCAAGGAGGAUGGCAGCACGUUGUGGUGCAAGCAGCUGAUGUCAUGGUCAGUCUGGAAAAUAGCUGGCCGUGAGUUCGUCUGCAAAGAACAUGACAACGAUGAGGUGGAACGAGUGUGGCUCUGCGAUUUCCAGAAACGGAAACAAGUGCUGUAUAUCAACGAGGUUCUGCCAGCUUGGAAGGAAGCUUCUCGGAUGCAGGCCGUGGCCCUCCAGUACAUUGUGCCAGGAGCCACAGGGCAGCAGGUUUUUUGGGCACUGGAGCCGUGGAUCCCUCCCACCAACGCGAAGCCGCGUGAUGCUGUGAAGUUCAUCCAGAAAAAAAUGAAGUCCUCCUGGGCCCCUCUGUUUACACGCCAUUGCUGCAGACUCGAUGGGCAAAUCAUCUGGCCGGAACAUUCGCACAAUCAAGGCCCUGAUCGAAUGCACGUGCUCUUUUGCAGCAGCGUGUUUCUCUUGAUUUUUUUGCUGAAUCAAUGCAUGAAAGGGGAUGCCCAAGAUAGAGCACGCCACAUUCUGAAAGCGUUCUUGAAAGAAUUUGUUGGAGGGCGAUUCAACCUGUUGGUGGAUGCUGCUGUGGCGGAUGCUGACAAAGUUUCUUUGAUUCGAAGUGGUGUCAAAGUUGCCGUGGUGGAUGGACGUGUGGACUUCAGCGUGCUGGAUGAUGACGAGGCCACCACGGCAAGACUGGCUGAAGAGACGGACAACAGGCGCAAGCAAAGGCUGCCAGCCAAGCUCCGGGAAGAGCUGCCCCUUGUGGAUGCCUUGCUUGAACUCCACAGAGUACAGCAUUUGCAUUGGUUGGAACACCAGGUUUGUCAGUCACUCUGCAAUCGGAUCCACUUGGAGAUGUGCGUUCGAGGGUUCCCAACAGAACCCGCGGAGUUGGAUUUCACAGACAGACGAGCCAAAGAUCCCGUGGCGCGUGCAAGUUGCUUGAAAAAAGCUUGGGCUGCUAAGCAAGCCAGGGCAAAGAAGAAGAAGAUGAACCAGCAGCCCACUGAGAGUGAGCCGGUCGACUCAGUCAAUGUUCAGCGACGUCGUACACGUGAUCUGCGUAUGGCAUCAGUGGCGGCAAAGUUGUGGCUCAGUUCGAAAGACAAACGGAAGGAGCGGAGUCAGUACUUGCUGUCCAGCAGGGCACACUUCAAGGGCUCGAGGCGGGUCGCAGUGGCACUGGACGCGACACGUGCCGGAGGCCGCAAGCGCAGUCAUUAUGCUGCCAUGUGUCUCGACACAGGCGUCGCAUGUUGGUGCCCUCCACAGGUGCAUCAGGACUCAGAGCAUCGCCUCCCUGGGGAAGAAGCUGUCGCCGGCGAGUCCCAUCUGCUUGACAAGGCUGCAGUCGCCUUCAUCAGAGCACAGGGGCAGCGGGACAAGGAGCUUCAGAAGUCCAACCCACUUGUGAAAAACACGUACAACCGGCUGCCAUCGUAUGGCACUCUUCUGUCCCUGGACCAUGCACUGCAUGCAGUUUUGGGUGAUGGGUUAAAGCUCUUCCUGCCAGAUGCUGACCAAGACAAGGAGCGCUCGUUGCUGGAGUUGCCGUCCCUUGUUGUACAGGCGGAUCAGGGCCCCGACGUGGUGGCGCCAAUGUGGUUCAGUUUACACCACUUGCAGUUACGGCUGGUGUAUAUUCCGGACAUCCGGCACCAAUUGGUGCGGGUCAUGGCGAACAGCUGCAAAGCUGCAAAGCUGCAGGCGCAAGUGGCCUUGUCGGACAUCCUUUUAACUGUGAUGCAAGGACCGUGGACAGACCACAAGUGGUUUCAGGUCAUCCGCGAAGAAACAGAAAGUUACUUGAAGGCGGCUGCGCUCGACGGGCAUCCGUGCAACGCGCUGUUGCGCAAGCUGCUGCCGUCUAUAGUGCGCGAACAGCGGCUGGAGCGAUGGGACGUCGACGCAGAGCUGGUGCACCAGGCGCUGAGUGGCGCCUGUUUUCUGCAGAAAAAGGGCAUCAACAACAGCUCCCGCUGGGAUGCUUUCCACUCGGGCUUCAGAGAGAGAAAAGCAGAGUGGUCGCUGCUUCUCCUCGUUUUGCUCACGUAUGGCCUGAAGCUUGGAUACGUGACAAAUGAGACGCUCAACGACCUGACCCCCCUCGUGGGUGCAGGCAAGAGCGCGGCAGCUGCAGAGGAUGAUCAGCCGCUGCUCCGAACUGCGAAGGCUGAGAAGGCAGCCCUGUACACGAGGUGCCGCAACAAGUUGCAUGUUGCAACAGUGUGCCUCGCAAAUGGGCCGCUCAUGCAGGAUCUGCACCUGUGGUUUUGGGCAUCUUCGCCGGUGAGAGGGGAGUUGAACCGUUGCCGACGAGAUCUCAAGGGCCGGGCAGACACCUGCAGACAUUUGCAAGACUUGGCAAUCGGAGAAGGCCUCGUCCUCGUGAGUGAGCUUGCAGGUAUCUGUCACAACCAAGAGGCACUACAUGACGUGGGCAUCUUGCAGCAAGAUGAAGUGGUUGGCAUUGUUCGCUUUGCCCGUGAUGGUUUGGACAGCCUGGAAGUCCGAGUCCAGGACGAAAUCAUGGAAAAAUUGGUCUGGACGACGCUGGGCCUCAUGCACCACAUGAUGUUCGACCUGUGUCAUCACAUGUUCGGGUGGCCUUUGAGGUUUGCUGCUCUUCUAGACGAAAAUCAUAAAGCCACAUGCCUUCAAGAGAUGAAGGAAACUUGGGAGGCUUGGGAAGCUGCUCAGGUGAUGCCGGGACAGUCCUGGAAAGCCCUGUGCAAACGAAAUCCGCUCCGAACGACCUUCUGCAAGGAUGUCUUUGUGAGAGUCCAGCGCGAUGGCUGGACAGAGGCGUUUUCAGUGCUGCGGCAACUUGAAGAGAAGGACAACAAGAGGCACAGAAUGAGCAAUUCGGAUGUGUGGGCUUCGGCUUCUGAAGGCCGCGUACUGGCUCGGUUUGGAUACAGAGAGGUGGAGUCUGAUCCAACUGUGCUGGCACCUGAUUUGCCUGAGGGUCUGUUCCACACCCGAAGCAAGUCAGCCAGCGUUCCGAAAAUUCGGGAAAUCACUGGUCGGGCCACCUGGCCCUCGAUGAAGCCAUUAGAUGCUGCACGCAUACCAGCAGAAGUUCAGUCAAUGCAAAUGAUGCACAAAAAGAAAAGAAUGCAAGAUGUGAGUAUGACAUGGAGAACCAGUUUUCUCACACGCGGGAUGAUCGUCCGACAUGUCAGCAAGAAGAAGGAGUACAAGCUUUGCACAGGCGUGUGGCCCCAUGGAGCAAGCACGUGCCUCUUGCCGAUGGAGCGGUACGAGCUCAAGAAAGGGAUUUAUGGUUUCAGACUCCAAGCCCCACUGAGUCGCGACAAGCUUUCCUGGGCACAAGUCUACAAUUUUGCUGACUACGAGGUCAUCAGGGCUAGAGUGGUGAGCCCCUUGCACUUCGGGCAUGCUACGUCCAGAGGCCUGCUGAACGUUCCGAUCGGGGAAGGGCCGUGGAUCGAGGAGGACAAAGCUGGCGUUCCUGUGCUGGAGCAUUGUGCGAGGAAUGGAUUCUUCGACAUACCCGCAAAGUUCUUGGAAAUUCUGCUU
Symbiodinium sp. CCMP2456 is the source of this 3723-nucleotide messenger RNA. NCBI's taxonomy places the organism in Eukaryota, Dinophyceae, Suessiales, Symbiodiniaceae. The record is from the annotation of a GenBank genome assembly.